AUGUCGACGAACAACGCCCGCACAGGCGAUAUCCCCCAUCCUCCCGGCCCCAUCGCCGCGGAUCAGACUACUACCUCUCAGGAAUUCGCCCCGCCCGCAGUCACCGAUCGCCUGCUCCCCAAAAGCGGCAAGUUGUGGACGGGCCUUCGCCUCUACGCCCUCCUGGACGUCCAAAUCCACGAACUCGACUUCGAUUCCAGCAAGGUCUCUCCCAACUGGCACAAUCUCGCUUCCCGCGGCGUCCACCCCUCACGUCGCCCGCCCGUCUCCAUUUUCUGGAACGUCAAGGACAAGCUCUGGACCUGCUACGUGCCCGGUGCGCACACGUGCAUCACCUGCAAGCCAGAGACGGCUAGCGGUCCGACGGCGGACGCCAAGCUCCCCGGCGAGGACCUGGGAUGGCUCUGCGACGUGUGGGCUCGGCUUUCCAUCGCCGAGGUCCGCACGCGGUCGUACUGCCUCUUCGCCUUUUGGGAGCCUGGCCACUUUGGAGCCAGCGCCAUCUGGGGCCGCAUGAUUGGACCUCCUGGGGCCGACAUCGAUCUGAGGCUUUGUUCCAAGGCGUGGGACGUUGCGGUGAGCCCAUGGAAGAUUUCGUUCCUGUCCGAAAAGGAAGCCAAGCCGAGACUCUCCAUCCACAUCUCGAAACCCGUCGAGCUCGCUCAAUGCCUCGAGCCCGUUGGUGACCAAACCGGCCUCAUCAAAUGGCAUCUCAGUGUCAUUUCUCUCGAACAGGGAAUUGCGGCAGACGAUUUAGUCAUGAUGGAGACAAUCCACACGCUCUUUUGCGGCCUCCGCGACGCCUUCAAAACUGACCCGCAGUUCACACCGAACCGCUUCGUCCGGGCCCUGAUUCGCCUUGGAACUGCUAACGAAGCGUCUCCGCAGUUCCCCAAGUAUUGCGAUUGGUUAAGCUGCAGGAACUGGCUGGUCGCUCAGCUGAGAUCAAAUGUACUCAAAGCGUCGUUGCGCAUAAUUGAGCGGAUCAUCUGCAUUGCCAAAAGGGACCUCGAUCUCCUCUCGGGCAUCAUCGACAUGUACGACGACUUUCUCUCGCAGUGGGAUAGCGUCAGCCGAAGGUCGGACACUGGAAAGAGAGAUGUUCACGUCUUUUGUCCUCAUCCCCUGAAGACAAUCAUCAGCUUCCCACGCGGGACGCGGGCGGGAGGAAGUCCCAUUUCCUACACAAUCAUCAAUCGUGAGUUUCUUGCUCAAAGGUCCUUUCAGUGA
Messenger RNA from Parascedosporium putredinis, 1230 nucleotides. NCBI's taxonomy places the organism in Eukaryota, Fungi, Ascomycota, Sordariomycetes, Microascales, Microascaceae. The record is from the annotation of a GenBank genome assembly.